Molecule: messenger RNA, 1855 nt
Organism: Nanorana parkeri
Lineage: Eukaryota; Metazoa; Chordata; Amphibia; Anura; Dicroglossidae
Exons: 13
Coding region: 14-1855 (613 amino acids)
Source: RefSeq, a predicted model, not a curated record
CUCUAAAUACAAAAUGGCUUCUUUGCUUAAAAAAAGGAGGAAAAAUAAUAGUUUGACUUCCAUUUGCAUUCGGCUGUGUGACUCCUUUAAACGUACACCACAGAAUUUCAUCUGCUCCUUUAUAAGGGCUGAAGAAUCAGUGCGCGUCUUCUACAGGCUUAAGCAAGAGUCACUGAAGAACAUAUUAUGUGAUGCAGGAGUAGCAGUAGGCCUACAGUUUAUUAGCACUACAUGGUGCCCAGGAGAAAGAGAAAAAAGCACAAUAGAUGGUAAUAUUUUCAUUGAGUAUACAGCCUCUACAGAACUAUGGGAUGAAGACACUUUGACUAAAUAUAAGGAUUUCGUAAAACUGAAACUGCAAAAUGUGAACAUUAAAUACAUUUUAGUUGAUCAAGUGACGGAACAAUCAAUACUUUCCCAGCCAGUAAUUACAGAAAUGGACUAUAAAAUAUAUGAACUGGACUCCAAGUUUCAAAACUAUUUAUGUCAAUACCAGAAUUCAGCAGAACCAGAUACAAUUUCUGAUGACUUAGAAAACAUCAAAACUUUGCUUCAGGAAUUGAAAGAAAGACGAAUUCAGAUUGCUGUAUUGUCACAUAAUGCUGUCGGGAAAAGUUUCAUCCUAAAUCUGUUGCUAAUGCUGACAGCUGAGAGUAACAAGAAGUCUGGAGAACAAACAACAAUGAAAAUGCCUGAGGAAAUGAUAGGAAAUCCAACUGUCAAAAUGGUAAAAGACGGACAGUUUGAAGAUCUACCAGAAGUAAUUAAAGAUUUUCUUGAUGCAGUUAUUGAUGAUGAGCAAGAUUUUAAAAACUUGUUGGAACCCAUUUGUCAUCAGCUUCUUUUCACCGACCAUGAGGAACUAGGAAGAAUUGAAAGCUCAUUCAAAUCUCUGAGUGGAUAUUACACUCAUCAUAAGCGGAUAGACAUAGAACCAUACCUGCUUCCACAAAAAGAAAUCUCUGGGGAUUACAAUGCCACAACCAACAGUGUUUUUCAUUUGCAAUAUGGCACCUCAUUCCAAGCCAAAGUGGAAUAUUUUGAUGAGAAGGAGUUACAAAAUCAACUGUUUGAGCUGGUGUCUUUGGAAAAGGGUUCGGCAGAAAUAAAACCUGAAUUUGUAAAUGAAAUGAUGCAAGAAAAAUCUGAACAAUCACUGAAGGCUCGAUUCAAGAUUUUGACGAAUAAUGCCCCUAAAAGUUGCAAUGAGAAAACAUUACAGAAUGUGCUGGGAUCGAUCUCCUCUCCUGGAGAAAUUGAACUUUGUAAACAAGUGAAGGAGUUUGCAGGGAAGACUGAACUGUACAUUGGGAAUGGAAGCAAUCCAUCAGCUGAUAGACUUGCUCUCCAGAAGCUUUUGAAAGAAUUCACAUUAUCAGCUGUUGAUGAUGAUGAUGAUGACGAUGAUGAUGAUGAUGAAGAUAAUAGAAGCAGAAUCAUGAAACAGAAGAUAUCGUCCCUAAAAAGGCUUGUAGUAUAUGUGCCGAGUACUCUGCUGUAUGGCGGAACGGAGAUUCUGGAAAUGCCAGGGACCAAUGACAGUGAUCCACUGGCAAUUAGUUUCAUACAAGAUGCCCUUGACGAAGUUGAGGUAGUGCUUCUCCUGACAGAGUUUGGAUUUCGUUUAGCUGGGCAAGAAGUCAGAGACUGUCUGACAAACAGCCGCUUUAUCACACACUGGAAAAGGGAUUCCAAUGAAUAUAAGCUGAUGUUUGUUUCCUAUCCAGAAAAGAAUAAUAUUUAUCAAUUUGGUGCUGGAGACCUUGAGAAACUUGAGAAAAUUGUGAUGAAGGAGAAUAGAAAACAGGAAGAUGAGUUUCACAGCUUUAAUGGACUACUGCAUCCGUCUUCGUAA